Suricata suricatta (meerkat) is the source of this 7245-nucleotide messenger RNA. RefSeq names its product 3-phosphoinositide dependent protein kinase 1 (gene PDPK1). NCBI's taxonomy places the organism in Eukaryota, Metazoa, Chordata, Mammalia, Carnivora, Herpestidae. Gene Ontology annotation, biological process: peptidyl-serine phosphorylation; intracellular signal transduction. The coding region runs from base 171 to 1766 and encodes 531 amino acids. The record is from RefSeq and is a predicted model, not a curated record. The transcript is spliced from 14 exons. Gene Ontology annotation, molecular function: ATP binding; protein serine/threonine kinase activity.
CCGCGGCCUGGAGCCGAUCCUCUGGGGUUACCUUUCGUUCCGCCUGCGGAGGAACCGCCCUGGGCCGUCACCGGGAAGCGGGUCCCAGUGCUUCUGCCGCAGCGAAGCAGGAGUAUGACACCGUUCCUAUCCAGUCCAGCGUGGUGUUAUGUUCUUGCCCAUCCCCAUCAAUGGUGAGGACCCAGACUGAGUCCGGCUCGGCCCCUGGCAUUCCCGGCGGUGGUAGCAGACAGGGCUCCACCAUGGACAGCACCGCGGCCGAGUCCCGAUCGAGCACCAGCUCGCUGCAGCGCCCCACACAGCCACCGCCACAGCCUCGGAAGAAACGGCCUGAAGACUUCAAAUUCGGGAAAAUCCUUGGUGAAGGCUCUUUUUCAACAGUUGUUCUGGCCCGAGAAUUGGCAACCUCAAGGGAAUAUGCUAUUAAAAUUCUAGAGAAACGUCACAUUAUCAAAGAGAACAAGGUCCCGUAUGUAACCAGAGAGAGAGAUGUGAUGUCACGCCUGGAUCACCCGUUCUUUGUUAAACUUUACUUCACAUUUCAGGAUGAUGAAAAGCUGUACUUUGGUCUUAGUUAUGCCAAAAAUGGAGAACUACUUAAAUACAUUCGCAAAAUUGGCUCAUUCGAUGAGACGUGCACCCGGUUUUACACGGCCGAGCUGGUGUCGGCUCUGGAGUACCUGCACGGCAAGGGCAUCAUUCACAGGGAUCUGAAACCAGAAAACAUUUUGUUAAAUGAAGACAUGCACAUCCAGAUCACGGAUUUUGGAACAGCGAAAGUAUUAUCCCCGGAGAGUAAGCAAGCCAGGGCCAACUCGUUUGUAGGAACAGCCCAGUAUGUGUCUCCAGAGCUGCUCACAGAGAAAUCGGCCUGUAAAAGUUCGGACCUGUGGGCGCUCGGGUGUAUCAUCUACCAGCUUGUGGCCGGACUGCCGCCUUUCCGCGCGGGAAACGAGUAUCUUAUAUUUCAGAAGAUCAUUAAGCUGGAAUAUGACUUUCCUGAAAAAUUCUUCCCUAAGGCAAGAGACCUUGUGGAAAAACUUUUGGUUUUAGAUGCCACAAAGCGAUUAGGCUGUGAGGAAAUGGGAGGCUACGGCCCUCUGCAAGCUCACCCGUUCUUCGAGUCCAUCUCGUGGGAGAACCUGCAGCACCAGACGCCCCCGAAGCUCACGGCCUACCUGCCGGCCAUGUCCGAGGACGACGAGGACUGCUACGGGAAUUACGACAACCUCCUGAGCCAGUUUGGCUGCAUGCAAGUGUCCACGUCCUCGUCAUCACACUGCCUGCCUGCCUCGGACGCAGGCCUGCCGCCACCGGCGGGCAGCAACAUCGACCAGUACAUCCAUGACCUGGACACGAAUUCUUUUGAGCUGGACCUCCAGUUUUCCCAAGACGAGAAGAGGCUGCUGCUGGAGAAGCAGGCCAGCGGCAAUCCUUGGCACCAAUUUGUAGAAAAUAACUUGAUACUAAAGAUGGGUCCGGUAGAUAAGCGAAAGGGCUUGUUCGCGCGGCGGCGACAGCUGCUGCUCACGGAAGGGCCGCACUUGUACUACGUGGACCCCGUCAACAGAGUCCUCAAAGGUGAGAUCCCGUGGUCACCAGAGCUCCGACCAGAGGCCAAGAACUUUAAAACCUUCUUUGUCCACACGCCGAAUAGGACGUAUUACCUGAUGGACCCGAGUGGGAAUGCCCACAAAUGGUGCAAAAAGAUCCAGGAAGUGUGGAGACACAGGUACCAGAGCCACCCCGACGCCGCCGUGCAGUGACACCUCCGAGGCUGCUGCCCUCGCUGCCAGGACACGUGCCCCAGCGCGGCUCGCCGCCAUCGGGACGCUUCCAGACCACCUGCCAGCCAUCUCACGGGGGACGCAGACGGCGGAACCUUGCAGCUUUUUUAUUUAAAAGAAAAGAAGAAAAAAAAUACCCAACCACACAAAGAACAAAACCAAUAACGAGAAGGAAUUCAGGGUCGCUUUGCUUGCUCUCUGUGCUCUGUGGAGGCGCCCCAAGCUCUCCUGGCCACGGAGACCUGGCGCCGUGCACGUCUGCCCGAUUCCCGCCCAGGCCAGUGGGACAGACUCGAGUCACCAGCUCUGCACCACACGCCCUAGUCACCUGCUGGCCGGUCCUCCUGUCGCUGAGGGGAUGGGGUGUGUGUCUGGGCUCUUCCCGCCCCUAGGUUAUCACGGAACCCUCGGCAGGGAGCUGUGUGCCCCUCCGCCAGGAGUUGGCCUUGAUCUCUGAGGGGUGGGAGGGCUCUUGGCUUUGGUCCGUGUGCUCCCUUUCUUACGUCCCGACUUGAUGAUGCCCCCUGUGCCCCACCAGGGCCCCUUGUUUGCCUUCUCAGCAGCUCUGGCUGUGAGAUUUCUGUGGCUGUGAGGGCCUGCUUCAUGGGCUGCGUGUCAGGCAGGCUCCAGGUGGUGAGCUGUGGCCUGGGGCCGUCAGGGUGAGAUGCUGAGGUCAGAGGGCGCCAGCGGGGCACUUCGGCCGGACAGCCUUCCGAGGGGUGUGGCCCCGUGGGGCCCGGAAACGGUGCCGGCAGAAGCGGGCACCCAGCUACACCAGGAGGUAGGGCCCCGCUGCACGGCAGAUGGGGGGGUUGCCGCUCGGUGAGCUCCUCCUGAGAGUUUUUCCAGAGGGUGAGCUGUGCAGGCCUCCCCCGAUGGGUCCGUAGGGCUGAGAGACUCCGGGCGCCAGCAGGCUCCCGGCCGCCACCCGCACCCUUUCCGUCGUGAUCGAAUGUUCUCCUGGCGAAACUCUGAGCACGUGCACGUCUCCGCGGCCAGGAUCUCAAAGCCCCCUUGUGCUGCCAGGCCAUCUGGUCCCCAUUGAGAUGUGGACCUUGCCUGGAAGAAAACAUUGCUCACCUUGCUGGAGGGUUAGGAGCACCGCCCUGGGGCCUGCGCGCCCUGCCUACUCACCCCCUGGUUUCAGGCUUCCUUCCUUGUGCUCCUUAGAGGCGGCCCAAAGCUGUAUGCCCUGGGAGGUCCAGGAUUUACCGGUCCUGGUCCUUUGAUUUCCCCGGGCAGGGAGUGCUUGUCAGCCUGGGGGGCGCCUCUGUGCAUUUCUCUCCUUGCUUGGGUCCUCCCUGGAGGGCAGCCCUCAGUUCCUGUAGGAGAGGGGGAGACCCCCUGCUUGCAGACUGCUCACAGACACACCUCUCCCCAGGGGAUGAAGGGUUUCUAGAGACUUUCAGGAAGGCACUAGCAGAAGGCUCCCACAGAAAAGAUUGUCCUGGACGACUCUGCUCCCCGCCCUGCCCCCGCCCCCAUCUCCUGUUUCGAACAAAAACAUCACCCUGUGCUGACAGGCAGUCCAAAUCCAGAGAAAAGAGGUCCCCAAACUGGCUGAGUGAAGAGAGUGCCCCUUGUUAGCCUGGGAGGGGAGCGUGGCUGUGGAGGCCCCGCCUCCGGGUAGCCCGGGGUUGGGGGGGGUGCGGGGUGCCGUGGGCCUCCCCUCUGGCUGUGUGCCCCGCUUAGGGAGAGCCGCACCUGAGCGAGCAGGCCAGCGUGCGCACCUGCGCCUAGGUGGGUGCCAAGGCAUGGGGGGUGGGGGCGUGCUUGCCCUUGGGGCGCCUCCAGGAGCCAGACACCACCCUGGGCUGGAGUCGUAGGUCAACCUCCUGUCUUCCUCUUUCUUGCCUUUGAAAAGGCUUAUGUGUGUCCACCUGCUUUUCAAAAAGUUAGUCUUGCUCGGGCCUUUCAGGAAGUCCAUUUCCAGCUUAUUGCCCUUAUUGAUAACUUAGCUUUUUCGGGGCCCCCACAUCUGUGGGUGUGCCGUUAGGAGACCCAGGCGCCUGCUCUGCGCAGCCUUGGAUCUGGUUACAGGGACCUGCGCAGAGCUGGUAUUGGGCUUUCCCAAGAGCACUCGGCUGGGCUGCUCUGUGAGAGAUGCAUCGGCCAUUGCCGCCUUCUCCCUGGAUGGCGCCACUACCUCCUGGGCCUACCCCCCAAGCUCCAUCUUAACCUCCAGAACCAGAGAACAAGGGGUUCAGGGUAGAGCUCUGCCCUUGCCUGAGCCAGUGACCUCGGAGCCCUUCUCUGUAGGCUACCUUUCUCCUCUCAGAGCCUUCUCCUCCGCCUCACCCCUUCUCUUAACGCCCACACUUUCUCUUUCCCUACCAUGUGUUCCCUCAUAUCAGCUUUAGUUUUAUGCAGCUUGUCCUUAGAGCUCCUGCCCCGGCAUGCAGGUGCCUUGAAUUCUGAGAUGUGGACAGAGCCCUCAGUCUAGUACGUGCACAGACAUACACAGAAAUGCAGCUGAUGUGCCCAAGGUGAGAAAGGAAAGGGCCCGUUUGACAGAUCCAGGAGCCGGCUGUCCUACCCAGAGAGGGCAAGGGGACGUAGAAGAGCCCGCCCUGUGUGGCCUCGCUGGCGUGGAGGGGAGGGAGCAGGACCGUGGUCUGCAUGGGCCCGGACGGCCCGCUAUCCUUGCCCCUGUCUGGGCACUCAAGGAAGCCAGGUUUGGGUGCAGCUGUUUCCUGCCCUCUGUGUGGACCUGACCAGGACAGCGGGUGGCGGGCAGUGGUGGCCUGCAGCCCCAUGGGGUGCACAGAGCCCUGCCCGGUGAAAGGCACUGUGUUGUGCCCGUGCCUCUGAACCUUGGCUCAGCAGUUUGUUGCAGACCUGCUUUGGGAAAGAUGCCUCUCACGGUCACACCAGAGCUCACAAGUGCCGCACCUGCUCCAGCCCCCGAAGGCCACGCUGUGGUAUUUGUGGCCCACACGUGGGCCUAGGGCAGCGUGCUGUCUCAGAGGCUCCGGGUGAUUCUGUGCUCUCUUACACUAUUUGUUUUCUGGGGAAAAAAAUCACCUGUAGGCUUACCAACCUACAAAAGGCCACUGUGAGCGUUUUGGUGCGUAGCGUACCUCUCCCUCCCUCAUGCACAUUUGUUUUCUUUUUAAGCUCAACUGGGAACAUAAGACAUACACUGUUCUGCAUUCAGCUUUUUCCACUUGAUAAUUAAGCAUUUCUCCACGUCAUGAGCGAUGAUUAAAAAGCAUUGUUUUUAGUGAUUGUAGAGUUUAAUGGUUAUAAAUUGUAUCACAAUUUAUGUGAUCAUUUCCCUGUUGUAAAACGUUUAGAUGGUUUCUGGUUUUUCACUAUUUAAAUAAUGCUGUGAUGCAUAUCCUCCUAAAUCUUUGAUUUUGACUCUGACCCCCGCCCCACCCCGCCAUUCCUAGAAGCAGUGUUUUUGGGUCAAAGAGUUUAUUUUAAGGGUGGUUUUGGUCCUUCUUCCAUCUUGUUCCGAUGCUUAGAUGCUCAGAGUUCAGUACAGAAUCUCCUUAGUUUUGUCCUGCAGAUUCUGAACAAAUCCGUUUCUGGAAAGGUGUGUGUUCCAAAGAAUGUUUUAAUAAGACUGCUCUUUUCUUUUUUUUUGAUAAUGCUGAAAUGAUAUCCUCAUUCAGGUCCAUUUGUGGCAGUUUUUUCCAAAAACGAAUUCCUUAUUUUCCUUGAAGACUCUGGUUAUGCUUGCAUGUUAGUCAGCCUGCCGCCCGCGCUGCCCCGGCUUCCAGUGCUCUGGGAUCUUGUCCGAAGCCCGCGCUCCGUGUCCGCAGUGGUACCGAAGGUGCUCUGCACAGUCAGCUGAGAGGACGUGUUGCCUGACCUUGCCACAUGCUAACUGGCUGCUUUGUAAUUAAGUUCGCACACACAGAAAGUACAUUGGCCCACUCAGAUCCGUAAAAGACCAAAUUGUCCACUUGAACAAGACCAUGCAGAUGGUUGGGUUUUCCAGAUCUCUUUGCCCUCAUGCUAUUCACACUGGGACUCAGUAAGAAGGUCUUAGCGGGUCAGUGGAGCGCAGCGGCCAGGCCUUUUCACUGUGGAGUGUGAUGGUCCUGGCCGACAUGGCUUUCGGGACCCCGCCCCUGCCCUUGCUCACACUGGUGCAGCGUGUCAGGUGGUCUUUGAGUCCACACCACCCAAUUUAGUUUCAUUCUUAAUUUCUCCACUUUAGUUUGGGUUCCACUGAUUCUGAGGGGAGAGGUGCCCGAGAGACUUUUGAGGUGCCACGCUCAGUGCUGUUUGAGUCCGCCGGAGAUCAUGGCUGGAUUGUGCAGCAGUGGCCUCCCUGCCUUCUGAUACCCCAAGCCCCCUGGGCCCUGGCUGCCCCCCCACUCUGGGUGCUCACUGCCCAGGCCGCGGAGCCUGCAGCCGCCGUGAAGAGGAGUACGGUGAGGGCCCUGUUCCUGGAGAUGUUGCCGUAUUCCAUCCACAUUGUUUCAUCCCGUCCAGAGCUGAAGCGAACCGAUGGGGACUCACGUAGCCCCGCCCUCCCCGGCAGCCUGUGUGGCCGGUGCCUUCAGUCAGGGCAGGAGUCCCUCCCAGAGUCUCUGAGGGGCGCGGGCUGCUGGCCCAAGAUUGCAGAGCUGGGAGUCAGGCUGCCUGUGGGGAACCAGUCUGUUCCGGCCAAGAGCAGUUUUAUCUGUGGCUCGGACAGCUGUGAUGGGCAACUGACCUUGCUUACGUGGAUUACCUGAAUUUUCCGCAGAACCCAUAUUCUCCAAAUAUGAAGAAACCCCAAACUUCAUGUACAGAGACCUUUUUACAAAAGGCAGACCUUGUUUUCAGUGUGUAACCCACCCUCGCCUAACCCAUCUGGCAGAAUGACUUAAGAAAAGGGGUCAUAUUGCUGGUGACAAGCCUCUUACCAUUAUCAAAAGUUUGAUUGGACAUUGACAAAAAUGUUUGCAGUGUUUAGAGCUGUGUAGCUUUUCCUUAACACAAAAUAGGAUGAAUCAAUAGUCAGUUAGCUGUCUUUCAGGUUGGUGGCAGUCAGUUAGGACGUGUAAAAUUCUCUACCUGGUCUGUAGCUGUAACUGUGAUGUACAGGCAAAGCAAAAAUUUAAGACUUAUGAAAACAAAUAAUGCAAUGAUAUUAGGAUAUACACUUUUGUAUUUUUAUUCUUAUAUAAGGUUAUUUGCUGGCUAUUGUUGGCCUCUAGUUCAGUCUGUGUUAUUUAAAAUUAAUAUAUGAAUUAUUUGGAUUGAAUUCAUGUUCUGGGCCACGUUGUUGUAUGUAUUGAUGUACAGCCUUGAAUGUGAAUAAUUAUUGUAAACUAUAUUUUACAACUUUUUUUCUGGCUUUAUUAUAUAAAUUUUCUAUUUGGUCGAUGAUUUAAUCAUAUAAUUUAAUGAAUCUGUUUCUUUUUUUUCAAAUAUUUGUGCUUUAGACGUAGUUACUGGAUGAUGAAUUUUCCACGUACGCUCGGUAGUCUUGUAAUAAAAAAGCAUGUAGAGUGUA